This is a messenger RNA of Cavia porcellus (domestic guinea pig), 2252 nucleotides long. It is a transcript of the gene Mrgprf, whose product is annotated as MAS related GPR family member F. Gene Ontology annotation, cellular component: membrane. Gene Ontology annotation, biological process: G protein-coupled receptor signaling pathway. Gene Ontology annotation, molecular function: G protein-coupled receptor activity. The transcript is spliced from 4 exons. Bases 394 to 1425 code for a protein of 343 amino acids. The record is from RefSeq and is a predicted model, not a curated record. Lineage: Eukaryota; Metazoa; Chordata; Mammalia; Rodentia; Caviidae.
UCAGCCCCUUCUCCUCCUCCCCUGCCCUCCCUCUCCUGCCGGGUUUGGAAUUGGGUUUGGGGCGGGUUCUGCUUCCAAAGCCAUCUCCUCCUGCAGGCUCCGUCCUCCGCCCCGAGCUCCCUCUCAUUUUUCCGAGGCUCUGGGCAGUACUUGGACUGGCCUGCUGCCCUGGUGGGUCGGCUACCAGGAGUCCCAGGAGGAACCCUCCACAGGGAAGGCCUCCUUGGACCAGGACAGCUGCAGAUCUCUCUGUGCAGGAGUGAAAUCUUUUCAGAUUGUCUCCAACAGGACCAGGACCAGGAGAGGAUUCAGAGACACGGAUCAAACUGAUCGGAAAGGUGGGUGUGCAGGCUGGUGAGCGUGAGCAGGAAUCUGGACUCACCAGGCCUAAAGAUGGCUGGAAACUGCUCCUGGGAGGCCCAUCCCACCAACGGGAACAAGAUGUGUCCCAGUGGGCAUGAGGUCUCAGAACUCUACAGUCGAGGCUUCCUGACCAUUGAGCAGAUCGUCAAGCCGCCGCCCCCGGCCAUCAUGGACUACAUUUUCCUGCUGCUUUGCCUGUGUGGCCUGGUGGGCAACGCGCUGGUCCUCUGGUUCUUCGGCUUCUCCAUCAAGAGGACCCCCUUUUCUAUCUACUUCCUGCACCUGGCCAGCGCCGACGGUGCCUACCUGUUCAGCAAGGCCGUGUUCUCCCUGCUCAACACAGGUGGCUUCCUGGGUCCCUUCGCCGACUACAUCCGCAGUGUAUGCCGGAUCCUGGGGCUCUGCACGUUUGUCACCAGUGUGAGCCUCCUGCCUGCCAUCAGCACAGAGCGCUGUGUGUCAGUCAUCUUUCCCUCCUGGUACUGGCGCCAGAGGCCCAAGCAUCUGUCAGCUGUUGUGUGCACCCUACUCUGGCUCCUCGCCCUCCUGGUCACCGGCAUUCACAACUACUUCUGUGUGUUCCUGGGCCGCGAGGCCUCCGGGGCGCCCUGCAGGCACAUGGACAUCUUCCUGGGCAUCCUGCUCUUCCUCCUCUUCUGCCCACUCAUGGUGCUGCCCUGCCUGGCCCUCAUCCUGCACGUGGAGUGUCGUGCCCGGCAGCGCCAGCGGUCUGCCAAGCUCAACCAUGUCAUCCUGGCCAUCAUCUCUGUCUUCCUCGUAUCCUCCAUCUACUUGGAGAUUGACUGGUUUCUCUUCUGGGUCUUCCAGAUCCCAGCCCCCUUCCCUGAGUAUGUCACCGACCUCUGCAUCUGCAUCAACAGCUGUGCCAAGCCCAUCGUCUACUUCCUGGCUGGGAGGGACAAGUCACAGCGGCUAUGGGAACCCCUCAGGGUGGUCUUCCAGCGGGCCCUGCGGGAUGGUGCCGAGCUGGGGGAGGCCGCGGGCAGCACGCCCAACACAGUCACCAUGGAGAUGCAGUGCCCCUCUGGGAAUGCCUCCUGAGCAGCCAGCAUUCGGGGAAGGAUGGGACAGGAAGUGACCAGUGGCCUCCAAACAUGCUGUGCCACAAGACAGAAACAAGGCGGCAGCCUUCAUGCUUGGGUGGAGGGGAAAGGUCUGUCUCCAGCCCCUUAUGCCUCCUUCUCCCUGGGCUGUGGGCUCAGGCAGUGACUGAGAGGCCAAACAACUAUCUGCAAAGAGAACCAGUGGCCCUGGGCCCACCAGCCAGUCUGCUUCAGUGACUCACAGUACCAGAGUUGCCUCUAUGAGGUGAGGUCCCUUGUGCCUCAAGCUGGUCAGUAAGAAUACAUGGUCACCUGGCCCCGUCCAGCUUCUGCCCCUUUGUGAGCUCUUGUUGAAGGUUACCCAGCCAGUGCCACCCCCCACAGGAAAAGGGAGUCCAUCUCUACAAGGCAGCAGCAAAACAAACCCAGGUGGUGUGGAGCUCUCUGGCAGAGGGUCCUGCUAACCUGCCAUGUAACCGAGUCUUUCCAGAAACAACAUCCAGCUACCCCUGAUGAAUCAUCGGUGACAUGGCCAAAAUGACUGGCCCUGCUGGAGGCUGGACUCUUCGGACAUCUUGGGUGGCUGACUGCCUUCCUGCUUCUGUGCUCGGCCAGUCCUGGGCAUUCUGUGUAUCCCCCAGGUCACUAUGGACCAUCUGGGAAGCUCCUGGACAGAGUCCUUGGGCUCCAGCACCCAUAUGACAGUGGGCUCCGGCUCUACCUUGACCACCUGAGGACUGACACUGUGGUACCCGUCAACAAACACAGUGACCCUGUGUUGCCAAAGGAAGUUUUAUAAAAGGCAAUAAAAUGUAUAUCAGUAAA